Molecule: messenger RNA, 3480 nt
Organism: Cricetulus griseus (Chinese hamster)
Lineage: Eukaryota; Metazoa; Chordata; Mammalia; Rodentia; Cricetidae
Source: RefSeq, a predicted model, not a curated record
GCCCCAGCCCCAACCUCUGGAUCCAGCCGGUGCCCCUGAAGUCACCAUGACGUGGCUCCCACCAGCCACCUGCUAUCUGUUCCUGCUGUUGCUGCUGGGCCAAGCCCCUUCCAGCAGGCCACAGUCAUCAGGUUCCAAGAAGCUCCGGCUGGUGGGUCCAGCAAACAGGCCAGAGGAGGGCCGCCUGGAGGUGCUGCACCAGGGCCAGUGGGGCACUGUGUGUGAUGAUGACUUUGCUCUCCAGGAGGCUACUGUGGCCUGCCGACAACUGGGCUUUGAGUCAGCCUUGACCUGGGCACACAGUGCCAAGUAUGGUCAAGGGGAGGGGCCCAUCUGGCUGGACAAUGUGCGUUGUUUGGGCACCGAGGAAACCCUGGACCAGUGUGGAUCUAACGGGUGGGGUGUCAGUGACUGCAGACACUCAGAAGAUGUUGGGGUGGUGUGCCACCCACAGCGCCAUCGUGGCUACCACUCUGAGAAGGUCUCCAAUGCCCUUGGGCCCCAGGGCCGGCGGCUGGAAGAGGUACGGCUCAAACCCAUCCUCGCCAGUGCCAAAAGGCACAGCCCAGUGACUGAGGGGGCCGUGGAGGUACGGUACGAGGGCCACUGGAGGCAGGUGUGUGACCAGGGCUGGACCAUGAACAACAGCAGGGUUGUAUGCGGGAUGCUGGGUUUUCCCAGCCAGGUACCUGUCAACAGCCACUACUACAGAAAAGUCUGGAGUCUGAAGAUGAAGGAUCCCAAGUCUAGGCUGAACAGUCUGACAAAAAAGAAUUCCUUCUGGAUUCAUCGGGUUGACUGUCUGGGAACAGAGCCCCAUUUGGCCAAGUGCCAGGUACAGGUGGCUCCAGGAAGGGGCAAGCUUCGGCCAGCCUGUCCAGGUGGCAUGCAUGCUGUGGUCAGCUGUGUGGCAGGGCCCCACUUUCACCCACAGAAGCCAAAGUCCAGGCGCAAGGAGUCCCGUACAGAGCAGGAGCUGAAGGUGCGCCUGCGCUCUGGGGCUCAGGUGGGUGAGGGCCGUGUGGAAGUGCUUAGGAACCGCCAGUGGGGCACAGUCUGUGACCACAGGUGGAACCUCAUCUCAGCCAGCGUCGUGUGUCGUCAGCUUGGCUUUGGCUCUGCCCGGGAGGCUCUUUUUGGGGCCCAGCUGGGCCAAGGGUUAGGACCUAUCCACCUGAGUGAGGUCCGCUGCAGGGGGUACGAGCGGACCCUCAGUGACUGCCUUGCCCUGGAAGGGUCUCAGAAUGGUUGUCAACAUGCAAAUGACGCUGCUGUGAGAUGCAACAUCCCUGACAUGGGCUUCCAAAAGCAGGUGCGCUUGGCUGGUGGGCGCAACCCCGAAGAGGGAGUGGUGGAGGUGCAGGUAGAGGUGAAUGGAGUCUCCCGCUGGGGGACAGUAUGCAGUGACCACUGGGGGCUCAUGGAAGCCAUGGUCACCUGUCGACAGCUUGGUCUGGGAUAUGCCAACUUUGCUAUCAAGGACACCUGGUACUGGCAGGGGACACCAGAAGCCAAAGAGGUGGUGAUGAGCGGGGUUCGCUGCUCCGGCACAGAGCUGGCUCUUCAGCAGUGUCAGAGGCAUGGGCCUGUGCACUGCUCCCACGGCCCCGGGCGCUUCUCAGCUGGAGUUGCCUGCAUGAGCACUGCUCCAGACCUUGUGAUGAACGCCCAGCUGGUCCAAGAGACAGCGUACUUGGAGGAUCGUCCGCUCAGCAUGCUGUAUUGUGCCCAUGAGGAAAACUGCCUGUCCAAGUCUGCUGACCACAUGGACUGGCCCUAUGGACACCGGCGCUUGUUGCGCUUCUCCUCACAGAUCUACAACCUUGGCAGGGCUGACUUCCGUCCCAAGGCUGGACGCCACAGCUGGAUUUGGCACCAGUGCCACAGGCACUACCACAGCAUCGAAGUCUUCACCCAUUAUGACUUGCUCACGCUCAAUGGCUCCAAAGUGGCUGAGGGGCACAAGGCCAGCUUCUGUCUAGAAGACACAAACUGCCCUACAGGAGUGCAGCGGCGUUAUGCGUGUGCCAACUUUGGGGAACAGGGGGUGUCUGUAGGCUGCUGGGACACCUACCGGCAUGACAUCGAUUGCCAGUGGGUGGAUAUCACAGACGUGGGUCCCGGGGAUUAUAUCUUCCAGGUGGUUGUGAACCCCACAAAUGACGUGGCAGAGUCAGAUUUCUCCAACAACAUGUUGCGCUGCCGCUGCAAGUAUGACGGGCAGCGAGUCUGGCUGCACAACUGCCAUACAGGAGACUCCUACAGACCCAAUGCGGAGCUCUCUCUGGAGCAGGAACAGCGGCUCAGGAACAACCUGAUCUAAAGCCAUUACUGCACACUCCCAGCUCUGCUCACACACCAGAUACCUCAGCUUACUGGAGCCAUGCCCUUCACAGAGCCCCAACUCACAGGACAAGGGGCCAGUGACAAGGAGCACCAAGAACCUGCUCAGGAAGCCUUUUGAUGGCCAGAUCACCACCCCGGAUGGCAGCAGUCUCAGGAUGGCUCUGGGCCUCUUCCAAGCACCUAUGGCCUUGAAGCUCUGGCCAGCUAAGCCUUCUUUUCCUUAAGGAGACUCAAUCUGUCUUAAAACUUCAUGUACAGUUCCCAGUUUCAGGAGCUCUAAGUUCCUUAGGGACGAACUGUGGCCAAGACCUCCAUCUAAGUGGUGCUUUGUAAAUGUCUUGGAGGAACAGAAGACAGAAGACCAAAGAACAUUAGAAGUGGAGUCAGUUUUCUGUCACGAGCUCUGUGCAAAAACAAGUGUGUCAAAGUCACACCUGGCAGACAAGUUGGUGAAUGCAGUCCCUUACCUUAUCCCCACUUAGCCUCUCCUUCACUGUGUCACACAGGGGUGUUUCUAAUACCCUGGACCCUCAGGCCUCCCUCCAUUUCCUGAUGGAUCAACAUCCCCAAUUCCUGGGGCUGGGGCGGGAGGCAAGUUUCACAGAAGUGGCAAGACAGGGCGUUUCCCACAGAGCAGCGAGAGAUCAAGAAGACAGCCGAGGUCACAUAAACUCAGUCUGUCAGGACCUCUGCCAAAGGAGACAACAGUACAUCCCACAUUCAGCAGGCAGUUCAGUCUCUGUUAGGAGCACCCUCAUGUCAGGGUUAGCCGUCCAGUCUCUGUUAGGAGCACCCCCAUGUCAGGGUUAGCCUAAGUUUCAGACUGAACCAAGGCAAGAAACUGGCCAAUCAAGCCACUCUGCAGGAACACAAGACAGGUCUGGUAGCGUUAGGAAAAGAAGACUGGGGAAACCAGAAGUGAGAACACUUAAUUGAGUCAAGGACUGAGCCUGGGAAAGGCCGCUGCCCACGUGUGAGGUGUGCUCCAUUCUUGCUCAGGUGGUGUAAGACCCCAGGGUCUUCUUGGGCAUGCCUGGUUGUUUCUCCACUGACAUGCCCACAGAUGACCCUUCUGGGUCUUCAUAAUGCCAAUAAAGUUUGCUCAUUGUGGACUGCUACAAAGACCAGACCAGA